Molecule: messenger RNA, 4852 nt
Organism: Scomber scombrus (Atlantic mackerel)
Lineage: Eukaryota; Metazoa; Chordata; Actinopteri; Scombriformes; Scombridae
Gene: me2
Product: malic enzyme 2, NAD(+)-dependent, mitochondrial
Exons: 15
Coding region: 148-1899 (583 amino acids)
Biological process (GO): malate metabolic process; pyruvate metabolic process
Cellular component (GO): mitochondrion
Molecular function (GO): malate dehydrogenase (decarboxylating) (NADP+) activity; NAD binding; malate dehydrogenase (decarboxylating) (NAD+) activity
Source: RefSeq, a predicted model, not a curated record
CUAGAGACUCACUGAGCAGUCGUCCGGCGUGAAAAGAAAUAUGCUUUGAAAAAAACUGUGACCUGACCAAGGAAACGAACUGCAGUGUUAUAACAUUCAAGAGCAGCUUUAUUACCUGUGCACUUUCCAGACCAGAUACUGUCCAACAUGUUGUCCAGAUUGAGGACAACCAUGUCCCUGCGGCCUUGUGUGUCUGCUUGCAGAUGGGCUCACACCAAAGAGAAAGGCAAGCCACUCAUGCUCAACCCCCGCACCAAUAAAGGUAUGGCCUUUACUUUACAGGAGCGACAGAUAUUGGGGAUACAUGGUCUGUUGCCUCCCAAAGUGGAAACACAAGACGUUCAGGCCAUGCGCUUCCAGAAUAAUCUCAAGAAAAUGAGUGACCCCCUUCAAAAGUACAUCUACCUGAUGGGCAUUCAGGAAAGAAAUGAGAGGCUUUUCUAUAGAGUGUUGAUGGAAGAUAUAGAGGAACUGAUGCCGAUAGUCUACACUCCCACUGUAGGCCUGGCCUGUACACACUAUGGACACAUUUUUAGAAGACCCAAAGGCUUGUUCAUCUCCAUUCGAGACAGAGGACACGUCCGCUCUAUACUGGAUAACUGGCCAGAGACCAACGUUGCUGCUGUAGUAGUAACUGAUGGAGAGCGCAUUUUAGGAUUAGGGGACCUUGGUGUUUACGGCAUGGGCAUCCCUGUUGGAAAGCUUUGCCUGUACACUGCCUGUGCUGGCAUUAGACCUGAGAGAUGUCUGCCUGUGGUGAUAGAUGUUGGCACAGACAAUGAGACUCUCCUCAAGGAUCCACUGUACAUGGGCCUGUAUCAGAAGCGAGACCGCUCUCAAGCCUAUGAUGAUCUGAUUGAUGAGUUCAUGGAGGCUGUGGUGGAAAAAUAUGGACAGGACACGCUGAUCCAAUUUGAGGACUUUGGGAACCAUAAUGCCUUCCGCUUCCUCAGGAAGUACAGGGAGAAGUACUGCACCUUCAAUGAUGAUAUCCAAGGUACUGCAUCUGUAGCCCUAGCAGGUCUGUUAGCAGCUCAGAGAGCUGUUGGCAAACCCAUCACUGAACACCGGGUGCUUUUCCUGGGAGCUGGAGAGGCUGCUCUUGGUAUUGCCAACCUUAUUGUCAUGGCUAUGAUGGAGUCAGGAAUGAGCCAAGCUGAUGCUCAAGAUAGGAUCUGGAUGUUCGACAAAUAUGGGUUGCUAGUAAAGGGAAGAUCGCAGGGAACGGACACUAACCAGGAGGCAUUUGUUCACGACAGUCCAGGCAAUAUACAGAGCUUCCUAGAUGCUGUCAAUACCAUCAAACCCACAGCUAUCAUUGGUGUGUCAGGAGCUGGAAGACUGUUCACCCAUGAUGUCAUCAAGACCAUGGGAGCCCUGAACGAACGACCAAUCAUCUUUGCCCUGAGUAACCCAACCACUAAAGCAGAGUGCACAGCAGAGGAUGCCUACACACUCACUGAUGGUAGAUGUCUGUUUGCCAGUGGCAGUCCAUUUGGUCCGGUGACUCUGAGUGACGGCCGUGUCUACACUCCUGGACAAGGGAACAAUGCUUACAUCUUUCCAGGUGUGGCCCUGGCUGUGAUCCUGAGUGGAGUGCGACACAUCAGCGACACUGUAUUCUUAGAGGCUGCCAAGACCCUGGCAGAGCAGGUGACAGAUAAAGAGCUUGAUGAAGGCAGACUCUACCCUCCUCUAUCACACAUCAGAGAGGUCUCGCUCCAGAUGGCUGUCAAGGUGGUUGAGUAUGUCUAUGCUAAAGGCAUGGCAUUCCGCUACCCUGAGCCUUUGGACAAGGACAGCUUUGUACGAGCAACUGUGUGGAACACCAACUAUGACUCCUUCGAGCCAGACACCUAUGACUGGCCAGGUGUCAGCUACAGCCCCAAGACUGAGUAGAAGUACAACAAACCCUCACUAUGUCCCAAGUCAUGAUGUCACUCUCUUCCUUUGUUUUCCACUUAACUCUUAGUCAUAAUCUUUAAAAUGACCAUAGUUAUCUCAGUGCAAACACCAGCUUAUGAAAAUAGGCUAUAAUAGCUCCAUACUGCUGCCAUGUUACUGCAUUUGCACUCAUUCAGUCUUUAUAAAGUCUGUGUGAAAAGAUAGAGUGGAAAGUAGCACAUGAAUGGGAAUUGUUAUUUUCUCCUCACAUCUCAGCUCUAUCACCUCUGCGUCACAUGUAAACCUGCACAGCACCUGGGGGCCACCUGGUGGUUGACAACAACAGUGUAGAAAUCAGGAUUAACUUUUUAGAUACAUAAUAGUUCUCUGUCCUCUCAUAAACUUACCUAAGUGAGAUAUAUGCUAUACUAUAUAUACUAGAAACUCUGUGAUUGCCAUACAGUAUACUCUGGCAAGCAGAAACUCAAACUUGCGUAAGAAUUUAAUAUCCAAUAAUAUAUCUUGCAUUGUUUACAAUACAUGUUUAAAACAUCUGUGACACUGCUGCUGCUUAAAAUGGUUAUGAAUGGUUAUAAAAGUUACAUUUGUUAGAAGAGUUAGUGUUUCACUCCAUGUUUAAUAUUAAGAUGACUCUGAUAAUAUUUUUACUUUCCUGUGCACUCCUGAUAGAGAACUUCUGCUAGAAAAUGAAAGAAUGAACUUCUUUAAUUCAAUAACCAUUUCACUUACUGUCAACCUUUAUUAUAUUUUCAAAUGGAUUUCUACACUUUUCUUUUCUGGCAUCAGGUGGGUUUCUGGUGGCUCCACUGAUCAGGUUUUUUUUUUUAACCCAUCCUUAUAUAUUGGUGACAGUGGUUAUCAGAGGUAGCAGUGGUGCAGAGGGUUAAAGAGCUAGGAACUAGGAAAGAAAGAGAGGGAACAGUGUAACUCAGGGGUUAAAUGAAGUUAAAGAAAAUUAAAUGCUGUUUAAACAAAGACCUCUUAAUGGAAAAUGAUGAGAUUUUAUCAAGGGAAAUCUAUUGAAAAUUAUAUCUAAAAAUGUUGAAAGAAUCUUGCAGCUACACAGUACUUGAGGAACCAGCAUCCAGUCCAACAUUUUGUUUAUUCGAAGGCUUUUGUCACACUUUAUUUAUUUUAUUUUAUUUUUGGAGGAUGUAUUUAGAUGUUUUGCCAUUGUGCUAUGUAUUCAUCAACACUCCUUUUUAAUGAGUUGUGGUAGAAGUAUCCAUCCCUAAAACGUAACACUUUUGCUUAAGUGUGAAUACAAAUUGAAUAGAAACCAUACCCUAAAUAUUUAAGGAAACAAAGUGUUGUAUUAAAUGAUUGGAGAAACAUUAUUUUCUAUUAGAAUUAUAUUUUGUUAACUGUUUAUGCACCUUUUGUGGAAACUGUCUGCUAAAAGAGUACUUAUAAAGUUGUACUAAGUAUGUCUAUGUGUGUAGGUUCGUGUGUUAGUCUUGUUCCAACAUAUUCAACCAGAUAACAAGGUAACAGACUCAGCUUCUAUUCUCUGUUCUGGUCUUCCAUAAUUAUUCAUGUUAUUCAUAAUAACUUACAAUACAGAUUCUUUUUUUUCCUAACUUUAGAUCUAGGUAUUAAAAGGAGAUAAAAGGAGACAUUCUACUAGAUUGCUAAAUAGUUUACUCCUAAUUAAUACUGUGGGCAACUCAGAAUUUGAGGAUAUUGUAUGUCAGAUUGUGGUACUGGUCAAAAACAUUUUGACCUUUUUAAUACGGUUUUCAUCCUCAUACGCCUUAAUACACGACUCAAUGACCCAUACUGGCAUUAUUAAUGUACUUAAUGCUAAGUGCAAUGGUGGCUACAAGCUACGCAGAUAGAUUGGGCUAGCAACACAUUAAUAAUGGUAACAAGUCAGUCGUAACUAUCAAGUAUCAAUACUGAUAUUUCUUUUUUGUAGUAUCAUUACAGCACAUAGUACCUUUUACAAGGUCAUAAUAUUCUGAAAGUAGAGCAACUUAACUAUUUUCCAGUUAUAUUUUUCAAAUAGUUCACAUCCAUAUCUGUUUGAUAUACUACUGUUUUUGUGACAAUUAUCAUACAUGAUAUAGCGGUGGUAGGCAGACCAUGCCAUAAAUGUCCAUAAAAUCUUUAUUUUUUGCUUCAUGUUCUAACAGACUCCUGCAAUUUAGUGUAAAAUGUGAGAAUUGAGUAACUGACCUCAAACUGAACACAGACGCACACCCUCACAUAAAUGUGUUUCAUGCUUCCAAAGUUAGCCAGUUCAUUUAAAACUACAUAUGUAUCUAUGAGAGAGAAAAUAAUUGGGCCACUGUCUAAGUUGACCUCAGGAUAGUGUACUAGGAGCUUGCAACCAUCUGCAUUGAAGUGCCUGCACAAGAUGUGAUGUCUGAUCAUAAUCACUCCAUGCUCCUUGAUUUAGACCUCACAGCAUGCUGCAGGCAGAGCAGAUGGAAAACAGAACGCACUGCUAUUAUAAACACUGCUGUCAGUUUGUAUUGUACAAAAUGAAAUAAUUGUGUAGUAUCCAACAUGCAGCUUUUGAUCUGAUAAACUGUGCAGCUUCAACUUUGCCUGAAACAUCUGUAUAGUGUUGAAGGCAAAGUUUUCUACUCAUAACUUUUAAAAUAGUUUUAUUUAAAAGAAACUAUUUAGAAAGUUUUUUAAAUACUCCAUUAUGUGUUCAUCCAGUUGUUGUAACUGAUUGUAAUCAUCCAGUAUGCGUUUUUUAUUGUCUUGUAUAAGAAAUUGUUGCUUGGUUUGGUCAUGUGAUAGUUCCUGUGCCCAAAUUUCCUCCAUAUUUCUCCACAAGUGUAUAUUCUGUCUGUGCUAGGUACUUUGUGUCUGUUUCCGAAAUUUAUUUUUGUCAGACAGUAAAAUUGCCUUACGUUUGUAUGCAGAGAGCAGCAUGUUCGUGCAGCUGAAUAAUACUUACGUGCUGAUAAAAGUGCAGAAUAAAUACUUUUAC